Molecule: messenger RNA, 1230 nt
Organism: Adelges cooleyi (spruce gall adelgid)
Lineage: Eukaryota; Metazoa; Arthropoda; Insecta; Hemiptera; Adelgidae
Product: alpha-tocopherol transfer protein-like
Exons: 6
Coding region: 164-1066 (300 amino acids)
Cellular component (GO): membrane
Molecular function (GO): phosphatidylinositol bisphosphate binding
Source: RefSeq, a predicted model, not a curated record
UUAAUACGAGCACAUACUGUUCACAGACGUACUGAUUGUCUGACCAUUCCUAACAUCCUACGACCGAGUACGCACUCGUAUUAUACUGUUACAAUAUAUAUAUAUAUAUAUUAUUAACAGUCAAUUUAUUAUUAUUUACACCGACAGAAUAGCACACGGAAACAUGUUACUAUUGCCGGCCAGCGAAACGCAACUGGAGAAACUGAAAGCCGAAGAAUUCUAUCAGCCGCCAGAGAGAAUCGAAGAAGAUGUCACUCAGCUCAUGGAAUGGCUCACCAAGCAGCCGCACUUACCCGACGUCACAGAUAGGAAAUGGUUGUCUCAUUUCAUUAUAGGCUGCAAAUACAAUUUACAACGAUCGAAACAAGUAAUUGACGCAUACUUCACCGUACGGGAAGAGCUACCGGAUUUUUUCGGUGGAUUGAGCGAACAAGAUUUAAAAAAUGCUGCUCACCACGGACAUAUGAGUUUGUUCCCGAAACUAACACCAAACGGUGAGAGAGUUUUUUGCACAAGAACCCAUCCCACAUCUGAUGACGAUCAAUUUGAAGCCCAGCUGAUCAUUAAAACGGCUAUUGCAGUUUUGGAUUUAGAACUGAAAGAUACACCAAUGUAUGGAAACAUAAUUCUGUUAGAUUUGGAGUUCGUUCGUUUGAAUCAAUUUUUGGCCUGUACCCCGACUUUGACCAAAAAUCUUCUGCGGUGUACCAUUGACGCAUUCCCGUUGAGAGUAAAAGCUAUUCACUACGUGAAUCCACCUAAGUUCAUGAGCCGUCUCAUUAACUUCUUCAAAAUGUUUUUGCCGAACAAAAUCAAGGACAGAUUGUUCGUACACGACACAUACGAUAGUCUUUACGAACAUGUUUCUAAGGAUGUUUUACCAGAAAAAUAUGGCGGCUCAGCUGGAAAAAUUGAAGAAAUGGAAGAUAAACUGAUUGAGCAUUUACUACAAAACAAAGAAUGGUUCGAGAGUCGGCCAAGAGCAGAUUUGUCAAAACGUCCUUUUUCAGAGAAAACCGAUGAUCUUGGAACUGACGGUACAUUUAAGAAACUCGCUAUUGAUUAAGCAAGGAACGCUACUUCUAUUUCAUUAGGUAUUAUUAAUUUCAAAAAAAUAUAUUGGUUUGGAAAAAAAAAAUGGAACAUUAUUACAAAUUAUUUCAAGAACUACCUAUACUUAGAAGUUAAUUGAUUUGAAAGAAAUAUAUUUAUACCUGUUUAAUGCAAAAA